AAUGAGCCUAAGUAAAGUUUAAGUCGGUGUAGAAACAACAAUGUAACGAAGACAGAGGUUUAAUUUCUACGCCUCAGUGACGUGACGGCUGAAAAAACCCAAACCUUUUUCUUUUCUUUGCAGCAGCAAAGUGAGAGGAACAACAAAAACACAACACGUGUCAUUAGCUGUGACUCGGACUCCGGCUGUGGCUCGUGUUUUUACGAGGGAAGGAAAGGAUGAAGGGAAAGUGGAUGUGGGAGGUGGGGAAGGACGGACGGAGUGAGUAAGUUCACCCCAGCUGAUUACAUAUGCAGCUCCGUGGAUUCUUCUGCUACCGUGAUGAUGGUGAUGACCUGUGUGUGAUGUCAGCAGGAGGGCUUAACCUUAUUUAAAGAGCGUUAUCAACCUUCACAUCCAAGCAGAGACUGCAGAGGGUCUAAAGAAGCCUCCAGAUACGCAGAAACAACCUUCAGAGAAGCAGAAACAACCUCCAGAGAAGCAGAAACAACCUCCAGAACAGCAGAGGUCCUCAGAGGAACACGACCCACCACAGAAACCUGGACCUUCACUGGAUUCGUAACAAUCACAAAGAGCCGAGGACACUGGUACAGACUCCAGGAUGUUCUGCUCCAGGAGAGUCCUGCAGCGCUGGAGCUUCGCUCUCUUCCUCCUCUGCUCGCCGGCGCCGCUCUUUGGACGUCCCAUGGACGCGCUCAGCAGCAGGAUAAAGCGCUCGGUGACUCACGCUCAGCUGAUGCACGACAAAGGUCGGAUGUUGCAGGACUUUAAACGUCGCAUGUGGCUGCAGGAGCUUCUGGAGGAAGUCCACACGCCGGAGAUCCGCGACCUUCCCGUCCGGACCACGGGGGCAGUUGGUGGAGGCGGCGGCGGCAGCAGCAGCACUACUGGCGCCGGCGUCGGGCUGCCGGGCGUCAGCCUGAGCACCACGGGCAGCACCCUGCACUCCAAACCACCAGGGGGAACCAAGAACCUCCCGAUCAGCUUCAGGCUGGAGGAGGAGGAGGGAACCAACCUGCCGCAGGAGACCAACAAGUCGCAGACGUACAAAGACGGCGUCCUCAAGGCGCCGGGCAAGAAGAAGAAGAAAGGGCGGUCCGGGAAGAGGAGGGAGGGCGAGAAGAGGAAGAGGAGGGCGCGUUCCCUCGGCUGGAGGCUGGACGAAGAACCCGGGAGUGGACUCCACCUGGAGUGGAGGUCCCUGCUCGGCCUGCAGAGGGCGCUGCUUUGAGACGCUGUCAGUCUCUGACACAGAAACCCACAGAACGUUGGAGUGGACUCCUAAAUACUCGUGUUACAGUCUCCUGUAAUAGUGAUUGUUUGGAAAGAAAUUGGAAAAUAUUUAUUGUCUGUAAAUAUUCUAAAUAUCGCAGAAUAGAUAGCAGAAUAUGAUUAAAAAAAGAUUUUAAUCUUUGUGAAUCCUUGCUUUUGUAUUUCUUUUCUUUUUAAAAAAAAUCCAAUAUGUCAGAUAUUUUUUUGUUUUUGCAGUAAUUUAUUUUGUCUGAAUGGUGUAUUUAUUUUGUAAAUGUAUCGAGGUGCUGCUGACCCUCUAUAUUUUUGUACCAUAAUGCACUUUAGAUAUAUAAAUAUAUAUACCAUUAAUUUGUUUAUUUUUGUGUGUGUGUGUGUGUGUGUUUGACUGAAAUGAAGAAAACGUCAUCGUCAGCGUAAAUCGCUCUGUUCACACGUCCACUUUUCGGUUGUUUGCUGCUGUUUUUUUGUCAUCUCACAUUACCUGUUUGUUUGUUUACCGUCUCACCUGUUGUAUUUGACCCCUGUGCUGCCUUCACUGUCUCCAUUUAUUCCACGACCCGCUCUGCUUCUCGAUGCCAAAGGACAUAUUUGUACAUAAACCAAACAAACACGGCUUGAUGUUGUUGUUGUUGUUGUUGUUGUUGUUUUUGGCACUUGCACUGAGAUAAACACUCUGUACUGAAUGGAUUAAACAUUUGACAGUAA
Molecule: messenger RNA, 1959 nt
Organism: Solea solea (common sole)
Lineage: Eukaryota; Metazoa; Chordata; Actinopteri; Pleuronectiformes; Soleidae
Gene: pthlha
Product: parathyroid hormone-like hormone a
Exons: 4
Coding region: 602-1231 (209 amino acids)
Biological process (GO): adenylate cyclase-activating G protein-coupled receptor signaling pathway; regulation of chondrocyte differentiation; osteoblast development
Cellular component (GO): extracellular region
Molecular function (GO): hormone activity; peptide hormone receptor binding
Source: RefSeq, a predicted model, not a curated record